AUGUCUCACAAUUCCCUUAAUGAAGCAAAUUGUGACUUUAUUCAAAAUAACGAAAAAGAUCAGAAAUCUAGUUUUGAUUCCAUUUUGACAAAAAGAUGGAAAGAAGCUCAAGAAAAUAGAUUAUUUCGUUAUGUUUUAAACAUUCAAGAUUCAAAGAUAUUGGAUGGAAAAUAUAAAUUCUUGGCACAGUUAAACAUUGAUCGUGGUUAUAAAAGAAGAUCUCCUGAAAAUAUUACAUCAAUGAAACAACCUUUUAAUGAAAAACAUUUUAACUUUACAAAACUUGUACCGGAAGAACAAAUAAUGAAUCUAAAUAGUACAAAUGAAGAAGAUAUAAUUGCAAUCAAUGUUAGUCCGAUUGAAUAUUGUCAUUCUUUACUGUUACCACAAAAAUGUAAACAGUUGCCUCAAAUGGUAACAAAAUAUAGUCUAUACAAAGCUAUUGAAUUGUUUUCAUUAAGUUCUUCUUUGUAUCUCAGAGUGGGUUUUAAUAGUCUCUGUGCUUACGCAUCUGUAAACCACCUUCAUUGGCACCUGUACUAUUUGAAUUGGAAAAUGUUAUUGGAAUACAUUGAUCUCAAGGAAUACGCAGGGCCAGUGCAAAUAUUACACGAAUAUCCAGCAAAAGGAUUUUGUAUAAAAUAUUCUAACGUCCAAAAUAUAGAUAAUUUUGUCAAUUGGGCAUUUUUAAUAAUAAAUUAUUUACAAAAUGCAGAAAUAGCACACAAUGUUUAUAUUACAAGAGCGAAACUAAAUCUUCAAGAAGAGCAUAAGGAUCUAAGAAUUUACAUUUGGGCUAGAAAACCCAGUACAGGAAUUAAAGAUACUGUUGUUUUCAACCCUGCGAUAUGUGAACUUUUUGGACAUCUUUCAAUAAAAUCCGAGGAAACAUAUAAAAAUCUAAUGGAAGAACAUGUAACGUGCAUACUACGAGAUAUAACCGAAGAGAUCUUUUUCUCAGUCUACGACAAAAUAAAAAAUUUAAUAGAAUGCCAAAUAAACACUGCUACCUAA
Messenger RNA from Habropoda laboriosa, 1014 nucleotides. RefSeq names its product GDP-D-glucose phosphorylase 1. NCBI's taxonomy places the organism in Eukaryota, Metazoa, Arthropoda, Insecta, Hymenoptera, Apidae. Gene Ontology annotation, biological process: glucose metabolic process. Gene Ontology annotation, molecular function: GDP-D-glucose phosphorylase activity. The record is from RefSeq and is a predicted model, not a curated record. The coding region runs from base 1 to 1014 and encodes 337 amino acids. The transcript has 5 exons. Gene Ontology annotation, cellular component: cytoplasm.